GCACCUCCAAAAGCCAUACCAAAGACUAUUGAAAAUCAGAGAGUGUAUGAUGAAACAACCGUAGAUCCCAACGAUGAAGAGGUUGCUUUUGAUGAAGCAACUGAUGAAUUUGCACCAUACUUCAACAGACAGACAGUUCCCAAGAUUCUUAUUACAACAUCAGACAGACCUCGUGGGAGAACAGUGAGAUUCUGUGAACAACUGUCUACCGUUAUACCUAACUCGCACGUCUACUAUCGAAGAGGACUGGCUUUGAAAAGAAUUAUUCCACAGUGUAUUGCAAAGGACUUCACUGAUUUAAUCGUCAUUAAUGAAGAUCGCAAAAUACCAAAUGGUCUUGUUUUAAGUCAUCUGCCCGAUGGUCCAACUGCUCAUUUUAGAAUGAGUAGUGUCCGUUUGCGUAAGGAAAUAAAGCGAAAAGGGAAAGAGCCCACAGAACACGUACCUGAAGUAAUCCUGAAUAAUUUUACAACACGACUUGGCCAUUCUGUUGGUCGCAUGUUUGCUUCUCUCUUCCCACAUGAUCCUCAGUUCAUUGGAAGACAAGUAGCUACAUUUCACAACCAGCGAGACUACAUCUUUUUCAGAUUCCACAGAUAUAUCUUCAAGAGUGAAAAGAAAGUGGGGAUUCAAGAACUUGGGCCACGUUUUACAUUAAAGCUGAGGUCUCUUCAAAAAGGAACCUUUGAUUCCAAAUUUGGAGAAUAUGAAUGGAUUCAUAAGCGCCGAGAAAUGGACACAAGUAGAAGAAAAUUUCACUUAUAAGGGACAGCUAUGUGCCAGUUGCUACUGACCAGAAAUACAACAACUGCUUUGAGCUAUGGAUCAUCUCAGGCUCCUAACUAAUGAUACUGAACAGUAUCUAUCUGCAGAAAGACAAAUUGCAAACAUUGAAACUUUCUACAGGAGCAGAUCAAGUAGGAUGGCACCUUUCUUCCUAUGUUUGUAGCUAAAUCCAGCACGACAAGGACAGUGACUUUUCUUCCAGUUUGGCAGGAAAAACUAUGGCAAUGUCAGAGCAGCCUGUAAUUUACCUAUCACUGAAGAUUUGCCAUGACUGCUGCUGUGCUGUAGAGAUAAAUUACACUUUGCAACAUCAAAAACAGUAAAUAUUUUGGUUAGAGAUAUUCUCAUAAUAAAGUAUUUCUAAUUAUACA
This is a messenger RNA of Balearica regulorum gibbericeps (East African grey crowned-crane), 1157 nucleotides long. Lineage: Eukaryota; Metazoa; Chordata; Aves; Gruiformes; Gruidae. The record is from RefSeq and is a predicted model, not a curated record.